AUGGUGCUCGCUGAUCCCCAGUUCCAUAUGGUAAUCGAUAUGAUCAUUGGAGUGGACAGUUAUUACGACCUACUUCUCGAGGGUUUCAUUCGCCUCGGUUCAGGGCAGCCGGUGCUGCAAAAUAUAUUGCUUGGAUGGGUCGUUCCUGGUAGAGUCGGACCUAGCCGACCAGAUCCGAAAAUAGUCAGUAUCGUUCACAUGUGUACUCAGUAUUUCGACGAGAAGCUAUCCAGAUUUUGGGAACUAGAAUCUUGCCAGUCAUCUAGCACCAUGUCAGUGGAAGAAUCGAUUUACGAGGCUAAUUUUGCUGCGACGACCAUGAGAGAUUCCUCUGGCCGAUUCAUUGUCGGACUUCCGGUAAAACCGUCCGUUGUGUCCAUGUUGGAAAACUCCUACAUCCUCCAUCCUCCUAUCGCCAAACGUCGCUUUCUGUCGGUGGAACGUCGUUUACAAGCCAACCCUCAACUCAAAUCCGCAUACUCGGCUUUCAUCGAAGAAUAUCUUCUGUUAGGACACAUGGAAGAAAUUACUGACACCACGGUACCCACACAGUACACCUCCUACUACCUCCCACACCACUGUAUUCAGCGUCCGGAUAGCUUGACCACGAAGCUCCGCGUCGUGUUUGACGCGUCUUGUAUCACUGAAACUGGCAUUUCACUUAAUGAUGCGCUGAUGGUGGGGCCACAAAUUCGGAACUUUGAACUGGCACCAUACUUGGCCACUCGAUGCUUGCAAGAACUCUCCAAAGUAGGUCAACAGUCUCAUCCUGAUGCCGCAGAAGUUGUAGGCAAGGACUUCUACAUGGACGAUUUGCUAACGGGAUGUAGAGAUACAGAAUCCGGAAGAAUUCUGGUCAACCAGCUGCUCCAGCUUUUGGGCUUUGCUGGAUUCCAAUUACGGAAAUGGUCAUCUAAUUCUCCGGAGCUUCUCGCCCACAUUCCGGAAUCUUUGCGAGAUGAACGCAACGUUCUUGGACUGGAUCCUGGUGCCUCGAUCAAAACCCUAGGGCUAAGGUGGGAACCAGCAUCUGAUAUUUUUGGUUUUCACGGUCCCAAAUGGAAGGACUACUCCCAUAUCACCAAAAGGAUUGUCGCUUCCGAUACUACCAGUCUAUUUGACCCGCCAGGAUUUCUCGGACCCGUAAUAGUAGUCGCUAAAAUGUUUGUCCAGGAUUUAUGGCGCCGUAACCGUUCCUGGGAUGAACCCCUUAAGAAUGAAAUCCAGCAAAGUUGGCUGCAGUUUCGUUCUCAACUCGUCAUAGUCGAAACAAUUACCGUUCCACGUUGGGUUAUUCCGAUUGUAGAUCCAACCCACAUCGAACUCCAUGGGUUUUGUGAUGCCUCUGAACGAGCCUACGGGGCAUGCAUCUAUUCACUUGUCGUGUCUACCAGUGGGGACACUUCCGCGAGUGGAAGUGGUGUACUAAGUAGAGGCAUCCGUUUAUCGCCACAGUCAAACGUGCCAACCGGAAGAGGUCGUGGGUGGACCACGAGGAUAACCGCCAAGGAGUCAUCGAGUCCCCACAAGUGGAAGCAGCUUCCAUCUAGACGUAUCCUGAACCGACGGGAUCGGUCGGUGGAGACCCGCCCUGCCCUCAUAGCACUACCGACAACGCGAGCUGCUUUCGAAUAA
Messenger RNA from Toxorhynchites rutilus septentrionalis, 1635 nucleotides. RefSeq lists its product as uncharacterized. The record is from RefSeq and is a predicted model, not a curated record. The coding region runs from base 1 to 1635 and encodes 544 amino acids. Lineage: Eukaryota; Metazoa; Arthropoda; Insecta; Diptera; Culicidae. The transcript has 4 exons.